Messenger RNA from Hipposideros armiger (great roundleaf bat), 2366 nucleotides. RefSeq names its product carbohydrate sulfotransferase 8 (gene CHST8). The coding region runs from base 612 to 1886 and encodes 424 amino acids. Gene Ontology annotation, molecular function: sulfotransferase activity. Gene Ontology annotation, biological process: proteoglycan biosynthetic process; carbohydrate biosynthetic process. The transcript is spliced from 4 exons. Lineage: Eukaryota; Metazoa; Chordata; Mammalia; Chiroptera; Hipposideridae. The record is from RefSeq and is a predicted model, not a curated record. Gene Ontology annotation, cellular component: membrane.
CAGGGGACUGGGCUGUGUACGCCGUUUCGGUGAAGAGCAAAUGAGACACUGAGGCCAGGAGGCUGAGCAGGGAAGCUGAGGUCAGCCCCAGCACCACCCCGGCGGGGGGCAGGGCUGAGGUUCGGCCCCUCUGCCACCAGGGUGAAUGCUUGGUGCCGAAUUCAAGGUGACGGCAGUGCCUGGCUCCAUUCUCCUCAAGUUGCCAUAGCAGCCUCUCUCCCGAUGAGCAGCUUCUCCUGGAGCCCUCAGCCGGGAGGGAGGGACGUCAUUGUUUGCUCCUGCUCGUGCGAAGAUUGACUGGACAGAGAACUUUCCUGGCCCAGGGUCCACACACCAAGUGGGUGCGCCCAUGAGCACGUGGCUGGACGCCUCCUGCUGCCUUCAGUGGAGUGUUGGGGUGGGUUCCCACAGCCAGAGAGGGCCCUCUGGGUGGCCGAGGGGAGUGUCCAGGCGUUGGAGCAGCCGCAGCCAAGCGUGUCCUUGGAGCCGUCCGUUCAUCCGCCUGCCGGCCAGUCACCACUAGAGACUGUGGCCUGAUGGACGCCCGGUGUGGACGAUGAGGGAAGAACUCGCCUCCCACACCCAGCAGGUGACCCUGGAGCAAGGCCCGGAUGACCUUGCGUGCUGGAACAAUGCGGCUGGCCUGCAUGUUCUCUUCCAUCCUGCUGUUCGGAGCCGCAGGCCUCCUCCUCUUCAUCAGUCUGCAGGACCCCACGGAGCUCACGCCCCAGCAGGUGCCAGGAGUAAAGUUCAACAUCAGGCUACAGCAGCCCCACAAUGACUUCCCACCAGGCAGUUCUCAGGAUGGUGACUUUAAGACACUCACAGAGAGGGUCACCCAAGACUUGUCCAGUCGGGCACCAAGAGGCCUCCACUUGCUGGUGCCUGACCAACCCCAAGCCCACCUAAACAUGGGGGCCCGUCUGCGACCCCGGCAGCGCCGCCGGCGGCUGCUUAUCAAGAAAAUGCCAGCUGCAGCGGCCACCCUGGCCAACAGCUCAGCUGGUACCUUUAUCCGGCCAGCACCCCGAGUCCUGGACGGCCAUUGGGUCAGCCUGCACCAGAGGCAGCAGGAGCGCAAGCGGGUGAUGCGGGAGGCGUGUGCCAAGUACCGUUCGAGCAGCAGCCGCAGGGCGGUCACGCCGCGCCAUGUGUCCCGCAUCUUCGUGGAGGACCGCCACCGCGUGCUGUACUGCGAGGUGCCCAAGGCAGGCUGCUCCAACUGGAAGCGGGUGCUCAUGGUGCUGGCGGGGCUGGCCUCGUCCACCGCCGACAUCCAUCACAACACCGUCCACUACGGCAGCGCCCUUAAGCGGCUGGAUACCUUCGACCGCCAGGGCAUCCUGCAACGCCUCAGUACCUACACCAAGAUGCUCUUUGUCCGCGAACCCUUCGAGAGGCUGGUCUCCGCCUUCCGCGACAAGUUCGAGCACCCCAAUAGCUACUAUCACCCCGUCUUCGGCAAGGCCAUCCUAGCCCGCUACCGGGCCAAUGCCUCUCGGGAGGCCCUGAGGACGGGCUCUGGCGUGCGCUUUCCCGAGUUCGUCCAGUACCUGCUGGACGUGCACCGGCCGGUGGGCAUGGACAUCCACUGGGACCACGUCAGCCGGCUCUGCAGCCCCUGCCUCAUCGACUAUGACUUUGUGGGCAAGUUUGAGAGCAUGGAGGACGAUGCCAACUUCUUCCUGAGGCUCAUCCACGCGCCGCAGAACCUGACCUUCCCCCGGUUCAAGGACCGGCACUCGCAGGAGGCACGGACCACCGCGCGGAUCACGCACCAGUACUUCACGCAGCUCUCCGUCCCGCAGCGGCAGCGCGCCUACGACUUCUACUACAUGGACUACCUGAUGUUCAACUACUCCAAGCCCUUCGCGGACCUGUACUGAGGGGCGGAGCUGGCUGGCUGUGUGCGCCCUACUCACUCACUCACUCACUCACUCACUCACUCACUCACUCACCUGCCGCGGGGCAUCCCACUCUCCGUGGUUCCUCAGCCAGGAGCCAAGAUGUACCCAGAGCAAUGAGGCUCUGAAGAGCUAUGGCUGCUGCAGACCCCUGGUGGGAGACAGAGGCCCAGGCUGUCCACUGGGACCCUGGCCUUUGUCCCAUAUCCACGUCCUCACUUCUGGCUGAGGAAGAUGCUGGGAGGUGAGCUGGACACCCCAGAAGUCUCAGCUACCCACACCCAGCUCAGCCAGGAGUCAGGAUGACCAGGGAAGUCUGAGGCCCAGAUGACAAGGGCCCAGCGGUAAGGGGUUUACUGCAGUCCCUUAGCCAUUGCCUUGUACCAAACCGCAGGGUUUGCAGCUUUUCUACUUCGCAGGGGGAGGUUCCCUUGGAAUAAGGUUCCAAAUAAAGCACAUGGU